Molecule: messenger RNA, 1200 nt
Organism: Paralichthys olivaceus (Japanese flounder)
Lineage: Eukaryota; Metazoa; Chordata; Actinopteri; Pleuronectiformes; Paralichthyidae
Source: RefSeq, a predicted model, not a curated record
AUGCGGUACACCACCCUCUUGGCCCUGCUGACUGGGGUCAUGCUGUACCUGGGGAUGGGGGCGCUUGUUUUCCGCACCCUUGAGGCCCCCAAGGAGAGCUCGUCAUACGAAGACCUGCUGAGAACCAAGCAAACCUUCCUGGAUAAUAACUCCUGUGUCACUGAGCUGGACUUCCACAAGCUGAUAAAGGGAGUGGUGUCUGCGGUGGACGCCGGCCUGGAUGUGAGCAGACUGUCUGACAACUUCACCAGUCGGUGGGACGGACCCUCCGCUUUCUUCUUCUGUGGUUCCAUCAUCACCACCAUAGGCUUUGGGAACCUGUCUCCUCGGACAUGGUACGGCCAGCUGUUCUGCGUGUGCUACGCCCUGGUGGGCAUCCCCAUGUUUGGCAUCCUGCUGGCUGGAGUGAGCGAUCACAUGGGCACCGUGCUGCGGAGAGCUGUGGCCAAGAUUGAAACCCUCUUUCUGAAACGUAUGGUCAGGCCGACCACCGUGCGUGUGAUCUCGGCAGUUCUCUCCAUCCUGAUUGGUUGUCUGAUCUUCCUCGCCGUGCCGACGGUCGUGUUUCAGAGAGUGGAGGACUGGUCGUUUCUGGAGUCUCUCUACUUUGUCGUCAUCACUCUCACCACUGUCGGCUUCGGAGACUAUGUACCAGGUGGUGGUCGUGAGGAUGGCCUGUUCUUCAAGCCUCUGGUGUGGUUGUGGAUAGUUUUUGGUCUCGCCUACUUUGCCUCCAUCCUCACCAUGAUCGGCAACUGGUUGAGGGUGCUGUCGAAGAGGACUCGCGCUGAGAUGGAGGAGUUGAGAGCCCAUGCCACAGACUGGACCCAGAACAUCCAGAACAUGUCCAUGGACUUCCGCAUCCCAAACCCUCUGGAGUUCAAGGACCCCUUCCUCCUGCAGCGCCGACGCUGGAAACGCAGUGAGCGCCGUCACAUCCGUCGGGGAGCCGAGGGCACUCUGGGAUACUGGGAUCAAGGGGGAUCUCAGAAUGGAUACCUGCCAAACCGCUGGGGCGGCCUCUCUAAUUCCAUGAGCCAGCUGGAGGCCCAUUCAUCUAUCGAGAGGGCGGUGGUGGCGAAAUCCAGGCCACGGGUCAGGGCUGUUGGAGGGGCAACUGUCCCGAGAGCAGGGCCUGGGCUGAGGGUCGACCCCACUGUGGGUCUGCAGGUGGAGCGAAGUGGCCUGCUCCACCUCUAG